Molecule: messenger RNA, 892 nt
Organism: Paramecium primaurelia
Lineage: Eukaryota; Ciliophora; Oligohymenophorea; Peniculida; Parameciidae
Source: the annotation of a GenBank genome assembly
AUGUUAUAAGUUUAUUUAGUUAGAUAUGAUUGUUUAAAAAUACAAUAACUCAUACCAAGUAGAAUAUUUUGUGUUAUCUUUUACACUAUUUGCAUUAUAGAUCUUUUACUACUUUUAUUUUCUUGCUCAUUUUUUAUUAUUCCAUAUUAGUAACAAGAAUUUGAAUAAUAAUACAUAAUUGAAAAAGUAUAUUUUGUGUCUUAAUUCACAUUAGGAAACUUCAGAUUGGGAACUUGAUUUAAAUUAAUAAGAUUUUAAAAAGUUCAAUAUUGAAGGUUAAUUGAAUUAAGAAAAAUUUAGAUUUAAUUAAGUUCACUAAGAUCCAUAUUUGCUUUUAAAUUAUACAACUCUUUUUUAGAAAACAGGUUUUCAUGAAUAUUUUGGAUACAUUAAUUAUUAAAUAGCUAAACUUACAAAUUCAAAGAAUAUAUGUCUUUAACUAAUUUAGUAUAAUUAAAAAUUCAAAUCAUAAAUGAUCUAAAAAUUACCAUAAUGUAAUAAUAGUUUUGGAGUACCCAUAAUACCAUGGUUUUGGAAAGGUGAAUCAAUAUAAUAUUUAGUUGAAAUUUGUCUAAAGGUUUCAAUUGAAGAUAAUUAAUUAUAAUAUUAAGGUGGAUGUUAUAAAAAUGGAUUUAUUUAUAAAGAAUUGGAAGAAGAUAAUUUAUAAACAUUUGAGAAUUUAUCUAUUUAUAUUAGACAUGUAAAUGAUCCAUAUAUAAGUGGAGUGGAAUAUUCACAUAAUUAUUCUAAACCAAAAUAAGAUAAUCAUAAUCAAUUUCCAAAAUUUAUAUAUUAUUGUUUUUUAUUUGGAUGUGCUGGAAUAAUAUAUAUAAUAUUUAUAUAUUUAAUAUUGACUUUAAAAAGGAAUAGUGAGAAGACACAAUUUGUAUGA